ACAACCUGUAAAAAUCAUCUCAAUUAUAAUUUACCGAAAAUAUCAAAUUUGAAUCAAAAUUUUCAGUCAAAUAAGGUAGUACUGCCGUAUUUGCAUAAAAUGAUGGAGGAAGCUUAUAGAAAUGUUCUAUUAUGCUACAUGGAAAGACAAUACGUAACAAAAACUACAAUAUCUGAAAUAGAUCCGUCUAACAAAACUUGGUUUUUACCAAAGAAAAAUGUUUAUGUUGGCAUAGAUGUAAUGAAUGAAAUUUCUAAGCCCAUUAUUUCAGAAAUGCCUCAGUUAUUAGAAAUGUUUUUUGAAAGAUGCCAGCUUUUCUACUCAUGUCUCUGUGUAGAAAUUAGAAAAUGGUAUGAUUUCGACAAUUUUAUUUUGCCAAAAUUGCAGAUAUUUGUGCCUAAAAAUGCAGUUUCUUCAGAUAUACCAGCAGUUCCCAUCAUUAGCUCAUUUGCUCCAAAAUAUGACACGUUUUUAUGACAGUAGUGAAGGUCAACUAAUCGAUGAACAGUGGAGGUUGCUGCCAGAUUACCGUUUUACUGCUGAUGAAGAAAAAAAAAUAGACAUCAACGAGGACAUUGACAUAUUCUGGGGAAAACUCCAAAAAUAUACAAAUGAAAUGGGUGUAUUUGAAUUCCAGAAAUUGUCACAGUUCGUACUGAAUAUAUUAUCCCUUCCACACUCAAAUGCUGAAUGCGAAAGAGUCUUCAGUAAAAUAAACUUGGUUAAAACAAAAUCAAGAAAUAAGUUAAUAACUAAUACAAUCAAUGGUUGUUUAUUAACGUCUCAGUGUGUGAAAAAAGAUGGUAACUGCGUAGAUUUUACACCUACUCAGAAUAUGUAUGCAAGAAUGAACAAAAUUGAUAUGUAUUCUAAUUCUUCUAGUUCUAGUAUCGAAGUUGAUGAAGAUGAAUUUGUCAUAGACGGUUGAAAUAUAAAUUUUUGAAAAGAGGACACAUGAAUGCAAAUCAUAUUUAUGUUACAAUGGAAUCAGAAGGUUUUACAGAAGCAAGUAGCAGUUCGGCCACCCCCAAACGUAGUGGUAGUAAGCUGAGCCCCUUAACCAACCAGAGAAUUGAAAGAAUGAAGGCUAAAAUCAAUUCUUUGAAGUGCAAAAUAUUUAGGCGUAAAGUUCCCAACUGUUUUUGCAAAGGAAGACCCAUCGAGGCUACCAAUAGAACAAAUAUCUCAAGAUUGAUAUGUGAAUCAAAACGAUACCUUUCCAAAGAUGCUCAUAUUAUUUUUGCUAAUGAGUUGAAAGCAAACUUUGUUAAUAAAUUCAACAGAAGAUAUGAUGAUGACUUGAAAGAAAUGUGUUUGUUAAGUGAAUACAAAAAAUCAAAAACUAAGAAAUCUAUGCAAUGAAUAAUGAUUCACAUA
Harmonia axyridis is the source of this 1377-nucleotide messenger RNA. RefSeq lists its product as uncharacterized. NCBI's taxonomy places the organism in Eukaryota, Metazoa, Arthropoda, Insecta, Coleoptera, Coccinellidae. The record is from RefSeq and is a predicted model, not a curated record. The transcript has 2 exons. Bases 955 to 1362 code for a protein of 135 amino acids.